ACCAGGUCUGAUGUUUGUUUACAUUUGUUCUGUCCCUUUAAAAGUCGAAGUGUAAAUGUUCUUUUGUCCCUCUCGGGCCUCCGUGUGUGUUUGUUGACAUCCCGGAGCGCCGCUGGUGCCGCUGAGGCCGGGCUCCGCGCACUCUACCCCGGGUCCAGAGCCUCUGUCCCCGCUUAUCUGCCCGACCUUCGCCCCGGCGCCUCCCGCUCCUCCCGCUCCUCCUCUCCCCGGGAUCCGCGCUCCUCCGCCCGGCCUGAGCUCUGAGUCCCGGCCGUGUGUGUGCGCGCUCUCCGCCGGGCCUCUGGAGCGAGCCGAGCCGGAGCAGAGCGAGCCGAACCGGGACGGAGCCUGAGCGAGCCGCGGGCGGUGGACCAUGGCGUCGGUCCGGGUGGCUGUCCGGGUCCGGCCCAUGAACAGGCGGGAGAAGGAUUUAUCUGCUCAGAACAUCAUCAGGAUGGAAGACAACAAGACGUCCAUCACUAAAGUACAACUACCUACUGGUGAUCGAACCAAAACUUUCACCUACGAUUUUUCCUACGACUCUUCAGACCCGAGCAGCCCCCAGUACAUCACCCAGGACCAGGUGUUCUUGGACCUGGGGGUGGAGGUUCUGAAGUCGGCGUUUGAAGGAUAUAACGCCUGUGUGUUCGCCUACGGACAGACAGGCUCCGGCAAGAGCCACACCAUGAUGGGUACUACAGGGGAGGCUGGACUCAUUCCCAGGAUCUGUGAGGGACUCUUCAGUCGCAUCAGCCACAACUCGAGCUGGGACCAGGCCUCCUACAGGACCGAGGUCAGUUAUCUGGAGAUCUAUAACGAGAGGGUGAGGGACCUGCUGAGGAGAAAAUCCAACCAGACGUUCAACCUGAGAGUCCGAGAACAUCCCAAAGACGGACCCUACGUGGAGGAUUUGUCGAGACACCUGGUGCAGUCGUACUCAGACGUGGAGGAGCUGAUGGAAGGAGGAAACAUCAACAGAACAACAGCGUCAACGACCAUGAACCAAACCAGCAGCAGAUCCCACGCCAUCUUCAGCCUGAACUUCACACAGGCGAAGUUCGACUCGGAACAGCCCAGUGAGACGCUGAGUAAGAUCCACCUGGUCGACCUGGCAGGCUCGGAGAGGGCGGAGUCUACGGGCGCCACGGGGACACGCCUCCAAGAGGGCGGGAACAUCAACAAGAGCCUGGUUACCCUCGGCAACGUCAUCUCUGCUCUAGGACUCUCGGUUCUGACGUGGCUCCUGAAGGACAGUCUGGGCGGGAACUCACGGACCAUCAUGAUCGCCACGAUCUCUCCGGCCGACGUGAACUACUACGAGACCCUGAGCACGCUCCGCUACGCCAACCGCGCCAAGAACAUCAUCAACAAACCCACGGUGAACGAGGACGCCAACGUCAGGCUCAUCCGAGAACUGCGGGCGGAGAUCGCUCGGCUCAAGGCGCUGCUGCUGCAGGGGAACCAGAUCGCGCUGCUGGACUCGCCCACGGCUCUGAGCAUGGAGGAGAAACUGCACCAGAACGAGGCCCGGGUUUUGGAGUUGACUAAAGAAUGGACCAAUAAAUGGAACGAGACUCAGAACAUCCUCAAGGAGGAGACUCUGGCGUUGCGUAAAGAGGGUAUCGGCGUCGUUCUGGACUCAGAGCUUCCUCAUCUCAUCGGCAUUGACGACGAUCUGCUCAGCACCGGGAUCAUCCUGUACCACCUGAAGGAGGGACGAACCUACGUGGGACGAGACGACGCAGAGACGGAGCAGGACAUCGUCCUUCACGGUCUGGACUUGGACUCGGAGCACUGUGUGUUUGAAAACCAGAGCGGCACCGUGACCCUGCGACCCCUGAACCUCUCCCAGUGCUCAGUGAACGGAACCACCGUCACCACGGCAACGGUCCUCACACAAGGGGCUGUGAUUCUUUUGGGUCGUACAAACAUGUUCCGCUUCAACCAUCCCAAAGAAGCAGCACAACUCAGAGAGAAGAGGAAGAGUGGGCUGUUGUCGUCUCUGAGUUUGUCGAUGACAGAUUUGUCUCAGUCGUGUGAAAACCUGUCCACAGUCAUGCUCUACAACCCCGGGUUGGAGUUCGAGCGGCUGCAGAGGGAGGAGUUGGACAAACUGGAGAUGAAGAGGCGUCUGAUCGUGGAGAUGGAGCAGAAGCAGCAGGAGGAGCGGCGUGAGCUGCAGCGCCUCCAGCAGGAGGUGGAGAGUCAGCGCAGGGAGUCUGAGGAGGUGCAGCGGCGCAUGCGUCUGCAGGAGGAGAGUCUGCGUCUGCGCAGCCAGGACAUCGAGAGCCGACUGCGCCAAGUGCUCGAGCAGCAGAAGGUCAAGGAGGAGAGCGACGCCGCAGACCUCCAGCAGGGGGCGCAGACGCAGACGCAGCAGGGGGCGCAGACGCAGACCCAGCAGGGGCCCUGGGACCUGAGGGAGCAGAGGAGCCCAACACAGGAGCCUGUGGAGCCUGAGGACGCUGUGGAGGUGUCCCUGGAGGAGCCCCUUGAGGUUCCUCUGGAGGUUCCUCUGGAGGUUCCAAUGGAGGUUUCUCUGGAGGUUCCAAUGGAGGUUCCUCUGGAUGCUCCUGUGGAGGUUCCUCUGGAUGCUCCUGUGGAGGUUCCUCUGGAGGUUCCUCUGGAUGCUCCUGUGGAGGUUCCUCUGGAGGUGUCGCUGGAGGAGCAGGAGCUGCUGUCGGAGCUGCAGCGUCUGCAGAGGCUCAGGGUGGAGCAGAGGGAUCGUCUCACCUCAGAGACUCACAGGCUGAAGGAGCAGGAGGAGGAGCAGCUCUGUGCAGUGAGGAGACUAGAGGAGCAGCUCCGAGAGCGACGCGACGAGGCGGAGCUGCUCAGAGAUCUGCGGCGUGUGGAGGACGACCACAGGACUCUGACUGAGAUCAGACAGAACCUGCUCCAGGCCAAAGAGACCGGACCAGAGACCGGACCGGGACCAGAGACCGGACCGGGACCAGAGACCGGACCGGGACCAGAGACCGGACCGGGGUCCAGACCGGGACCGGGGUCUGAGGAGCACGAGGAGAGACAGAGCUCAGAGCAGAUCACACAGUGGGCGCGACUGCAGUGGACGGAGUUCAAAGUUCAACAGCUCAAACAUCUGCAGCAGAAGGAGGAGGAGCUCCAGGAGCAGAAGGAACGACUGCAGGAGCAGGUGUCGUCGGAGCGGGGGUGCGUGCUCCGCCUCGUGCAGGGUCUGAGGGCGGGGCCCGACGUGCGCGCUCUCAGCAGCGACGUGCGCGCUCUUAAAGAGGCGGAGCUUCGUCUGCAGCUCAAACAGAAACACCUGAGCUCGCUGACGUCAGCACUGAGCGCGCUCAGAGACGACAAACUCCGCGCCGCCGACGCCCUGCAGCGCCCCCCGGAGGACACGCUGGACGCCGCGCUCUACCAGGUACAGCGCCAUCUACGGGUGGAGAAGGAGCUGGAGGAGCACUCGGACCUUCUCACGUCGCUGGAGUCCACCUCACAGCAGCUGCAGCAGCUUCAGGAGACCUACGAGUUCACCACCAACGUGUCACGGCAGCAGGAGAAGGUCCGGAGCAAGGAGCGACAAAUCCUGGAGUCCAAGGAGAAAGAUCUGAGAGAAGAUCUGCAGAACGCGCUGGAGCGAGUGGAGAGGAGAUACAGCGCUCUGAAGAAGAAGAGAGGAGACAGAGACAGGGUGGAGCGGGAGCUGCAGAGCCUCAGACAGAGUCUCAGCGAAGAUCGGACCAGAUCCUCCUCCGUGAGUCCAGUCCAAGACCUGAGCCCCCUGCCCCCCCUCAGCGACCACAGGAUCAGCGCUCUGAUCGAAGAGGAAGUCCAACGACGUCUGCAGAAGAUCAACCUCAACACCGACAACGACCUGUCCUCCUCCCUCCAGGGGGAGACGCGGCUGGUGAACAGACGACUCAAGUACGAGAAAAACAUCUCGUCUCCGUGGGAACCGCCGGAAAACCCAGACCGGGAACCGGAGCCGGACUCGGACCAAAACGAACCAAAAACCACAGAAAGAAGUUCAGCGGCGCAAAACGAGGCCGACGUUUGUGACAAAAGUUUAAAUUUCAACAAGUCAGAAGAAACCAAGGAGUCGGGCGCAGCGAAAUGGACCAAGCGUCGGUUUUCGGACGACGUUUCCGCGCUGGGCUCCUCCGUGGUGCAGUCGCUCAACUCUUACCUGAGCUCCUACGUCGGUCCGACCCAGCGGGAGAAAAACGCUACGACGUCCGGGAUCGUUUUUGGGUUCUUCGCCGAAAAACUGACGCACGUUUACGAAGACGCGAACCGCAAACUCCAGGAAACUCGUGAGGUCCUGCAGAACGCGCCGAUGGACGUCGUGAGCGGCGCGGUGUCCGAGUACGUGUCCAGAUUUACCCGCCAGCUCCCGGUCGCGCGGAAAAUCACGGCGGCGUUCGCUCCACGGGACGGAGAACUCAAAGAGGAUUCAGAAGACGACGAAGAACGCUCGAACGAAUCGAUGAAAGCGCAGAGGGAUUGUGAGGUUUGGUGCGAUUUUGCGGGCGGUGAAACGGCGGGAGUGGACGGGUGGCCGCUCGGGUCGGUCGUCUGCUCCGAGGACGCCGAUCUCCGGGUUUUCCAGCAGAAGUUCGUGGAAUUUCCGACGCCUUUGUCCUAUUUGACGCUGCUCCAAAACGAGGAGAUUUCAGCCAAACUCCCGGACGUGAACCUCGGGACGGUCUUGAGUGUUUUCUUUGCGGCGACGGCGACUGAAACGCGGCCGAUUCCGACGGCGGCGGGCGUGGCGGUGUGCGCGGGAGGGCUCGCCGUGAUUGGCUGUCGGGAGGAGGAGGCGGGGCUUAGGGUCGAGUGGCGAUUGGGCUGGAGCGAAGUGGAGGAGGUCCGGGUGGGUUUGGGCGGGCAGAGCGUGAGAGUAGAGCGGAAAGGUGAAGGGGGCGGGGACAGGUGUGGAGAGGGCGGGGACAGGUGUGGAGGGGGCGUGGCCGUCUUGACCCUCAGUGCGCGUCUCACUCAGAAGUUUUGCCGGGAAAUCGUCCGAGCUCAGAGUUUCGGAAUUGGACCAAAUCUGUCCAUUUCUGAAUCCAAAGAAAAGUUUCAGGAUCAAAACGAGGAAGUUUUAAAUGAAGUUUUAACAGAAAAUGUGAAUUUUUUUAGACGAAAUGUGGAAGAAAGUGAAAUUUCAGAGAUUUGGGAAAAGGAGCAGAUUUGGGAAAAAAAGAUUUGUGGGGAAAACUGCGACGCAAAAUCACUCGAGGAAAAUGACAAACAACGUCUAGGUCCAGUCUCAGACCUCAUGUCCCUCUCUCUGGACUGGACCUCCUCGGUCUCGGACCUCGUGCUCUCAAACGGGCUCCGGUUCAGGUCCCGGUUCGGGCGAGUCCUGGCAGAUCUUCUGUACCUGGUCCACGGGAACAUGGAGGGUCCGGAUCGUCCUCCUCUGGCCCUCGUCCGGCCCGUGGUCUUCACCAGCGUCCUGCUCCGGUCCGAGCCCGAACACUCGCUGACCACGCGGCUCCUCCUCACGGACACUCACGUCUGCCUCCUCAGGGACCACGGCCCGGGGUCUGUUCUCGGGUCUGGUUUCAGUUCUCUGAAGGUCCGAGGUCGGGGGGAGGUGCGGCGCGUGUUUGCGAGGAGCGUUGACGGCUGUGUGGAGCUGGAGAUGAUCUUUCACUCCAGGAGAAGAAUCAGGAGGAACCCAGAGGAACGCAGGAGGAACCCAGAGGAACGCAGGAGGAACCCAGAGGAACGCAGGAGGUCAGAGGAACUUCAGGAGCGUCUGAUUGGUCGUUCGUGGACGUGCGGCGCUGACGUCUCGGGGGAUUCGCUCAGUGUUUCUGUUCCGCGCUUCGUUCUUCGAGGACAAGGAAAAGACGAACACUUUGAGUUUGAAGUGAAGUUGUGUUUGGGGGAGGAGACCUGGAGUGUUUUUCGCAGAUACAGUCGCUUCAGAGAAAUGCACCAGAACCUGCGAGUGCGAUUCCCCCAGGUGGCGAGUCUGGAUUUUCCUCCAAAGAAACUUUUCCGAAAUAAAGACGAGAAGAUGGUUUCAGAACGUCGCCUCCAGCUCCAGCGGUACCUGAGGGACCUGUUUGCUCUGGUCCGGUCCUGGUCUCCGUCUCCGCUCAGACCCGACUCAGAACCUCUGAACAAACUCCACGUUUAUGAGUUCUCCUCGUUCUUCAAGAAAGGCGUCUUCGAGUCGAGCAGCCACGGGACCGGAUAGACCCAAAGAGACCCGAACGGGACCGGAUAGACCCAAAGAGACCCGAACGGGACCGGAUAGACCCAAAGAGACCCGAACGGACCGGAUAGACCCAAA
Messenger RNA from Boleophthalmus pectinirostris (great blue-spotted mudskipper), 6283 nucleotides. It is a transcript of the gene kif16ba, whose product is annotated as kinesin family member 16Ba. Gene Ontology annotation, biological process: microtubule-based movement. Gene Ontology annotation, molecular function: microtubule motor activity; microtubule binding; phosphatidylinositol binding. Lineage: Eukaryota; Metazoa; Chordata; Actinopteri; Gobiiformes; Gobiidae. The record is from RefSeq and is a predicted model, not a curated record. The coding region runs from base 374 to 6187 and encodes 1937 amino acids. The transcript has 33 exons.